Messenger RNA from Paramecium pentaurelia, 3214 nucleotides. NCBI's taxonomy places the organism in Eukaryota, Ciliophora, Oligohymenophorea, Peniculida, Parameciidae. The record is from the annotation of a GenBank genome assembly.
AUGCAUUUGUUUAGCCAUGAUGAAAUUAAUUUAUUGGAGGUAUCCAAAUAGAGGAUUGCUAGGCCGCAUAAGAUGGAUAGUUAGAGUUCAUAAGCAAACAGUUAAUUUCUUUGUCAUCAAAACAGUUAUAGGACGCCUGUAAAAAGACAGAUUAUUAUGGUAGAAACGCUUUGCAUUAUGUAAUUGGAAUACUAAAAUAGGCUGCUUACAGAGGACAUUAUGAUGUAGUUGAAUAUUUUCUUGAUUUAUAGUGUAUAAACAUAAAUUCGAAAGAUAAUAAAGGUAGGACUUAAAUUAUAUGUUUAAGGUAAUACAGCUUUAAUGCUUGCUUGUGUUAGAGGAUAUAAUUAAGAUAUCACAAGUCUUAAAAAAGGUUCUAAAUUUGAAAUAUGUUCACUACUUUUAGAAAGAGGUGCAUCUCUUUAAGAAUUCAAGAAAUAAGGGAUAAAUAACCCUUUGCAUUGGACUUGUUUUUUUGGAGACUUAAAAACAACAAAAUUAUUGAUGUUUGUAGAACCUAGUUUAAGUAAUUGAAUGAAUUGAGAUUCUAGUGUUGUAUUCAAAUGAUAGAGAUUAGUUUCCAAUAGAUUUAGCUUUGAGAAGAGGGAAAGAGAUAGAUGAUAGAGAGGAAGAUGAAAAGGUGUUGGAAUUCAUGAUAUUGAAGUUCUUAGCUUAAUAUUUGGAUAAUGAUGAACAUAAAAAGAAGUUGGAAUUAUCAUUAGAUGAGCAUGAAUCAUAUAGAUAUUUAUAAUAGAGUGACUUUAAUAUUAAAUCAUCGAAGUAAUUAGCUUAAGUAGGACUUCGAUAUUUAUUUUGGGCAAGUACUUUGGGAAGAUUGGAUCUUGUGGAACAUUUAAUUAGUUGUAGAUAUUCUCCAUUUGAACCAUCUUAUAAAGGGAGAAAUGCAUUACAUGCAGCAGUUUAUCAUAAUAAAAAAGAAUUGGUUGAAUAUUAUUUGGAAUCAGAAGCUGUAAAGGAAUUUCGAGUUGGGAAUGUGAUAAAUAGAAUGACUAAAGAUAAACCAUAGACAGCUUUACAUGUAGCUGUUGAGAGAGGACAUAUUGAUAUAGUAAAAACAUUAAUAAAGAAAGGAGCAGAUCCUAAUUAUUACAAUUUUCGUAAUCAUAGAGCUUUUGAUUAAUCAAGAUUUACAGAGAUAAAACAUUUGAAAAGGGAAUUAUUGAAUAACUCUGAAAAGAAUUAUUUAAGAUCAGGAUAUAAUCAUGUAUUAGUAGGAUGGCAAAGAUCAAAAAAUUAAUUGUUAGAAUAAUAAUUUUACAAUAUAUAAUAAAAAAAGAAUGUUGAGAAAGGAAUGUUUAAAUAUUUGCCAAUAGAAUCUUUUGAUAAAUAAUAUACAUAUUAUUGUUUAAAGGUUGAUGAAAAGCUUAAAAAUUUAAUAGCUGAUGAAACUAAAAUGAUGAUAUAUAAUUCAAGAGAAUCUUAUAUAUGUCCAUUCAAUAUUCAAAUUUAAGAAUAAUUUGAAAAUUUUCAUCAUAUUCAUGACUAAUAAAUAUUAUAGACUUUAUUAUAUGAUGAAUUCGAUAUUGAUUAAUUUAUUAAUGAUGGUCUAUUAAUUGAAUAAUAUCCUAUACAUGAUGAAGAAGAGAAAGAAUUGAUUUUAAAAUUUUGGAGAAAUGAAAGAUUUCACAUUUUAUUUGAACCAUUUUAAUUAAAAAAAUCAUAAAGUAGAACAUUUAGUGCUUUAUCUUCUUACUUUGGUGCAGAAGUAGGAAUGUUUUUUGUAUUCUUAUGUUUUUUUACUACAUGGCUAUUUUUACCUGCUAUACCAGGAUUAUUAAUUGGGAUAUUUCAUUUCAUUAAUGGAGAUUCUAUAAAUGGUAUAGCUCCAAUCUAUACAUUAUGUAUGGCUGUUUGGGCAACAAUAUUUUUUGAGUUUUGGAAGAGAAAAUAAAGUGAAACUAUGUACAAUUUUGAUAUGCAUGUUACUGAAGAAUAAAGAAGGAUGAUUCCUUAAUAUAAAGGAGCUUUUAUUAUUGAAGAUGUAACUCAUACUAUUGAAAUUAUGGACACAAGGAAUGUAUAAUGGAAGUAUUUUAAAUCAAAUUGUCCUUUAGUUAUUAUGGCUAUACUCUUUAUUGGUGGAGAACAAUUUGGAUAUUAUUAUCUCAAAUAAAUAAAUGAGGGAGAAUAGUUUUAUGAUUCUUUAUGGGCAUGUGUUCUAGCAUUAUCAAUACUUGUUACAAAUGAGAUCUUUAAUUUUUGUGCUAAACAUACAUUAAAUUAUGAAAAUCAUUAAUAUCAAGAUGAAAGAGAAAAUGUAUACAUUUUAAAAGUGUUUGCAUUUACUUUUUUGAAUUCAUUUGGACGAUUAUUUUAUAGAAGUUUAAUUAGACCUGAUUCUGAAGAAUUAGAUUUAUUAAGUAUAUCAUUCACUAUAACUUGGUCAAUUGUACAUUUAAUAAGAUAUACAUUAUAUCCUUUAAUAUCUUUUGCUUUUAUAAAGAUUAAAUUUAAUUGGGAUUUCAACAAAUACAAAUAAACCAAUUCAAAAUAAUUGGCUGUAGCUUAAAGAAUAAGUGUUUAUGAUACUGAAACUAGUGCCAUUAAUAAAUCAAUAGAUAAAGGAUUAUCUUCUUAAUACUUUCUAUCUUAAAUUGAAUUAAAUAGAAGAAUGAUUGAUCCUCCAAAUCAUGUAGAAUAAUUUACUUAUUUUGUAUAUCAUGAUAUUAAUUAUAGAUGACUCAAUUUUGUAUGGCCACUAUGUUUAGUGCAGGAUCUUAAAUAAUUCCUAUUGCAAUUUUAAUCUUUAAUAUUCUCAAUAUAGAGGGUCUUCUUUAUGGUUAUAGAAAAUUUGUUAAGAGACCAUUAGCAGAACCAAAAAAGAGUAUAGGUGUUUGGAAUGAUAUCCUACAAUUAGUUGGAUAUAUUGGAAUCGUAUCAAAUUGUUUAUCAAUUUAUUAAGCUAAUUAGAAAUAAUUAAAUACUUUAAUUGGAGAAGAUCCAGAUACUUCCAAUGAUUAAAACAAUGUAUAAAUAAUAAUAUAUUAAUUAGCUUGGACUUCGGAAUUUUCUAUUUCUUAUAGUAGCUGAACAUAUUGUUAUUGGAAUCAAAUUUGUAAUAGAAGGAGUAAUUCCAGAUGAGCCUGAAUGGGUUGAGUUGAUAUUAAAAAGAGAAGAAUUCUUAUCUGAUAAGAAUAAGAUAAAAAAGGGGGAAUAGUGUAAAGCUAUUGAAAUAAAAACAAAAAAAGAAUGA